Molecule: messenger RNA, 510 nt
Organism: Pteronotus mesoamericanus
Lineage: Eukaryota; Metazoa; Chordata; Mammalia; Chiroptera; Mormoopidae
Gene: LYPD1
Product: LY6/PLAUR domain containing 1
Exons: 4
Coding region: 1-474 (157 amino acids)
Biological process (GO): acetylcholine receptor signaling pathway
Molecular function (GO): acetylcholine receptor inhibitor activity
Source: RefSeq, a predicted model, not a curated record
AUGCGGGCGCCGCUGGCGGCACCUGCGGCUCCUCUCGGCUGCGACGGUCGCCUAGGCGGCAGCAGCGCGGCAACAUUUUGCGGAUUGUUCUUGCUUCAAGGCUUUGCGCUGCAAAUCCAGUGUUACCAGUGUGAAGAAUUCCAGUUGAACAACGACUGCUCCUCCCCGGAAUUCAUCGUGAAUUGCACAGUGAAUGUUCAGGACAUGUGUCAGAAAGAAGUGAUGGAGCAAAGUGCGGGAAUCAUGUACCGCAAGUCCUGUGCAUCAUCGGCAGCCUGUCUCAUCGCCUCAGCUGGGUACCAGUCCUUCUGCUCCCCAGGGAAACUGAACUCGGUGUGCAUCAGCUGCUGUAACACCCCUCUGUGCAAUGGGCCCCGACCCAAGAAAAGGAGCAGCUCUGCCUCGGCCCCCCGGCCAGGCCUCCCCACCACCUUCCUGCUCCUCAAAUUAGCCCUCCUCUUGGCACACUGCUGAAUGCGAUGCCAGCCCCUCCUGCAUUAUUCUUCUCAU